Aphidius gifuensis is the source of this 3538-nucleotide messenger RNA. RefSeq names its product probable serine/threonine-protein kinase DDB_G0282963. Bases 1247 to 3469 code for a protein of 740 amino acids. NCBI's taxonomy places the organism in Eukaryota, Metazoa, Arthropoda, Insecta, Hymenoptera, Braconidae. The transcript is spliced from 4 exons. The record is from RefSeq and is a predicted model, not a curated record. Gene Ontology annotation, biological process: sensory perception of sound.
UGUCUGGCUGCGGACGAGUGACGAUAGUGGGGCCUGAUGUUGGAAGGCCAUCACAUGAGCCACUAUGACCAACCAACUCAGUUACAGUUAUCGUUUCUUCUUACAACCACGUACAUAACAUCAACGAAAAUUGAACCGGUGAAACACCUGUGCAAAUCAAAUAAAUCACUAUCUAUCAACAUUUUUUUUUUAUUUUUUUCAAAUAAAUUGUAACAUUAUUUCUUAUUUCGUGACUUUUAUUUUUUAAUAUAUGAGCAUUUGAUAAAAUAAAUGUGGUGAAAAUAUAUAUGUGUUUAUGAAUUGUGAAGAGCCUGCCUCGCAACAGGUGCUGAAUAUUUUGUGGUCCAAGUUAUUCCCCACCCAAAUAAUACCGGUCCUAUAAAACUCGUUCAAUUUCAUCCACCAACGAAAUUUAAAAAAAAAAUCAUUUUUAUUAUAACAACUUUAAUUUUAUAAAUAUAAUUUUUAUUUUAAACUACUUCGUUAAUUCCAUUUUGAAAUAAAAAAGUAACGUGAUAAUAAGAAAAAUAUUAUAUUUAAUUUAUUUAUUCUUGCUGGAAAAAAAAAAAGAGUAAAUAUAAUAAUUUUCAUUUUAAUUUUAUUAUGUUGAUUUAAUCGUUACUUUUGUUUAAAAAUAAAAACACAAAUAAAUAAUCAGUAACUAAAGCUUCAUGUGCAUACCAUACGAUCACCAAGUCAGAUUUACAAUUAUGCCUCUUAAUGUUUCUCGAGCCGGCAACUCGUAAUUAGAGGCACGUAUAUAUAAGUGAGUGAAAUACCAACAAACUCGUCUUCGCCCCUGUUAACAAAUAAAUAAAAAAAACCAAGGCAAAAAAAAAAAGAUUUUAAAUACAAUAGAAAGAAUGUUUGAAAAAAAAAACCAAUAAAUAUUAGAAAAUAAUAAAAAUCAAAGUUAUGUAAAAUUUUGCAUAAAAACAAAGUAUAAUUAACAGUAUAAAAUUUUAUAUAAAAAAAAAAAGUAAAUAAAAAAUUAUAAACUUGGUGGUAACACCUUAUCGUUGGAAUGUUUUUGCAAAAGGUGUGGAGGCAUGUGUUCCAGGAAGUUCUGAAAGCCUUGAGGCAAUUGCCCACAGUGUAAACCUUCUUCAAUACUUGCAUUUUAAAUUAUCGCAUAAUAAAAAAGUAUAAAAAAAGUACUUGACAAUAUAUUUAAAAAAACAAGGAAUAAAUUAAAUAUCAAUAAAUAGAAAAUUUAUUAAUUUAAUAAAAAUAUAAUAAAAGAAAAAUGUCUGAGACGAGGACAAUGACGUUACCAUCAGCAUUAUCACCGCAAAAUAAUCAUCAUUCAAGUCAGAUUGAUCGUCAGAGAGUGUCAAUUCUGGCCGUUGCUCCCACUUUGUCAUCAGAUACUUCGUCAGAGGCCGGAGCAACGGUAUACAUUGGUGGUAACGCUAUGAAAAUGGAUUCAACAACUUGGCAAUCAACAAUUACAACAACAUCAUUACAAUCAUCAAAUAACACUCAUACACAACAGUCAACUACAAAUUUAAACAAAACAAUUAACGAUCAUAAUCAUCAUAAUUAUCAUCAUCAGCAACAGCAACCAGCUCAUGUUGUUAAAAUUAAAAUAAAUCCAGAAUUAGAAAAAAAUACAAGAGUUAUAUCAACAGUACAUUUGAGUUCAAAUGAAAAUAAUAAUUUAAUAAUAAAUCAAAAUAAUUAUAAUAAUAAAUUUAAUGAUUCAAAUAUUGACAGUUGUGUACGUAUAAGUGUUUUAAAUAAAGUCAAUAAAAAAGAAGAAGAAAAAUUACAACAACAAGUAGAAGAACAAGUGGAAUUAGAAAUUCAAGAAGACGAAGAGGAAGAAGAAGAAAAAGACAUUGAAGAAUCAAGUGAUUCACAAAAUUUAAAUCGUGACGAAAUGAUACAACAGACUGUAACAAAUGAUACAAAUCGUACAUGUUUUUAUUAUGGUACAUUACAAAAUCAAAUAAUGUCAAGUGGACAAUGUUCACCAAGUGAUACACUUGAUAGUGGAACAUGUAGUGAUUUAGAUUGUACAUCACCAUCAUUAUUACUAUUAAAAAAAACAACAACAAUAAAUAAUAAUAAUAGCAUAAAAAUAAAUAAACAUAUUAGAUCUGGUAGUUUAACAAGUAGUGGUGCUGAUAUUGAUAGUGAUGAUAAUGAAAGUAGUGUUAGUAAUGAUUCAUUGAGUAGUCGUGAAUUUACAAAAUUAAAUUGUAUCAAUAUUAUUAAUAACAACAACAAUAAUAAUAAUGAUAUUGAUAAUAAUAUUAUUAUUGAUAAAAUGCUUGAAGCAACUGCUGAUCAACUUGGUCAUGUUACAAUAAAUAUUAAUGAUAAUAAUAAUGAUAAGGAUACAUUUAAUAGUAAUAAUAAAAAUAAUAAUAGUGAUGAUAAUUGUUGUAACGAUAUUAAUGAUGAAAUUUAUAAUAAUAAUAAUAAUAAUAAUAAUAUAGAUGAUAAAAAUAACGAGAUCAUUAAAGAUAAAUAUGACAUAAUUGAUGAUAGUUUAUCAUCUUGCAAUUCACCGUCACAGUCUGUUACAUCUACAUUGUCAAAGUCAUCAUCAACACCUCGCGUGCGUAGUCCUAACCCGUUGGUUAACGGACAACAACAAGUACAACAACAACAACAACAACAAAAUUCAUCACCAGUUGUUAAAGAGUGUACUUAUGAAGAACGUAAACAAGAAAAAUAUAAAAUUGAUCAUGAUAAUGCUAUUGCUGAAAAAUAUAAUAAUUAUAAUCGUGAUAAAAAAUUUUUAUAUGAUGAUGAUAGAUUUUAUAAAUUUCAUAUUAAUGAAUUUGAUAAAAAUAAUAAUGGAGAUUUAAAAAAAUCAAUAAAUGAUUGUGAAAUUGAUGAAUAUUUUGCUGGUUAUAAAAUACUUGAUAAUAAAGAAGCAAUACGUAGUGCAAAAGGAACAGUACGUGGUGUUAAAAAUCGUGUUAGAGCUGGAAUUGCAACGUUUUUACAAAAUCCAUCAUCAAAGAAUUACAAACAAAAAGAUGCUGGAAAAAUUGUCGUUUACACAACGUCAAUGCGAGUUGUUAGAAAAACCGCAAUUGCGUGUGUUAAAAUGAUGGGAAUUCUUGGUACCCACAUGGUUGAUUAUGAAGAAAGAAAUUUAUUUACAAGCAGAGAAUUUCAAACAGAAUUAAAAGAUCGUCUUGGUAGUGAAACAGUUGAAGUACCACAAUUAUUUAUUGAUGGACAAUAUAUUGGGGACGCCGACGCGGUCGAACGGCUCAACGAGUCUGGAGAAUUGCGACCAAUGCUCAAACCUUACAAGUGUCCUGGUAAACGACAAGUAUGUGGAUUUUGUGGUGGUGCUGGUGCAGUACCAUGUAUCGUUUGCAAUGGCAGUAAAAAAUCACCAAAAUGGAAUAAUUUUAUGAACGAAUUUGUAGCAUUACGAUGCAUGAAGUGUGAUGAAGUUGGCUUGAUACGUUGUCAGUACUGUAGUGCCGGUGACCGUAGCUGAAAAUAUCACUAUCAAACUCAAGGGCUCAAUAUAAAAAUUAAAUAAACGAAUAACAAAUAAAUAGUUAAA